AUGGCUUAAUUAAAAAAACUAUAAAAAUUAAUUAAAAAAAGAAGAAGAAGAAAUUUUUUUUAAAGAUUGGGAUAGAUAAUAAAUAUUUAUUAAAUUAGCUAAAAGAAAAAAAAGAUGGGAUAAAUAAAAUCAAAGAUAAUAAAAAACCUUAUGAAUAAAAAACAAUAUACUAGCUUAGAAAGUUUUACUAAUUCUUAUUUGAUUUAUCAUGAAAUAUUGGAUUUAAAUUUUAGCCAAAGAUUAUAUGAAGAGCAUGCUCUAAUAAUUUAAAAUGCUAUUAAAAAAUGCUAAUAACUUAAAAAUUUAACUUUGAAUUUAAGUUAAAAUUAGCUAAAUUUCUAAACUUUACAGCUUAUUAUGAAUGGAAUUCAUGAAUGUUUGAAUCUCUAAUUCCUUAAUUUGAAUUUGAGGAAUGUAUGUCUAAAAGAUAAAGGUGAAUAUUUAGGAUCAAGUAUAGCAAAAAAUAGAAAUAUUUAACAUCUAACUUUGAAAAUGCAUAAUAACAGUAUUCAUAAUUAAGAUGCAUAUGACAUAGUUUUAGGAAUAUCUAAAUGUACUAAGCUAACGAACUUAGCUUUAAUAUUUAACUCAAACAACGAUAUUGAAGACUAAGGAAUAUCAUUUAUAGGAUAAAGUUUAGCUCAAUUUAAAAAUCUCUAAAAUUUAAAAUUAGUUAUUUGGUUUAACAACAAAGGUGUAGCCUGCUUAUAAAAUUUACAAAUGGGUAUUGCAUAAUGUGAAAAUCUUUCAAUAUUGACUCUGAUAAUAGGUUUCUAAAAUAAAUAGAUAACAUAAUAAAGUAUAAAUACUCUAGCUUAUUAAAUUAAAGCUUGGAAGAAAUUAACCUCCUUGAGCUUAAUUUUAGAUAUUUAAAUUUUGACUGGACAAAGAAAUUAUAUUAUUGAUCUUCAAGCAAAAAAACUAGAGAGGUUAGUGAGUUUAAAAAUUAUAUAUUUAUGA
Tetrahymena thermophila SB210 is the source of this 960-nucleotide messenger RNA. RefSeq lists its product as hypothetical. The transcript is spliced from 12 exons. The record is from RefSeq and is a predicted model, not a curated record. NCBI's taxonomy places the organism in Eukaryota, Ciliophora, Oligohymenophorea, Hymenostomatida, Tetrahymenidae.